Messenger RNA from Calliphora vicina (urban bluebottle blowfly), 2080 nucleotides. It is a transcript of the gene Sgsh, whose product is annotated as N-sulfoglucosamine sulfohydrolase. Lineage: Eukaryota; Metazoa; Arthropoda; Insecta; Diptera; Calliphoridae. The transcript has 2 exons. The record is from RefSeq and is a predicted model, not a curated record. Gene Ontology annotation, biological process: glycosaminoglycan catabolic process; heparan sulfate proteoglycan catabolic process. Bases 215 to 1786 code for a protein of 523 amino acids. Gene Ontology annotation, molecular function: N-sulfoglucosamine sulfohydrolase activity; glycosaminoglycan binding; N-acetylglucosamine-6-sulfatase activity.
AAUGAACGAAAUGAGAACAAACUGCAGGAGAGUUUUGUUUUUGUUUAUCAAAAACAAAAACUGCUUAAACCGCACUCUUUCUUAGUGCUGGUUACUAUUGAAGAAAGUCUACUUAAAAAUAAGAUUAGAAUGUAAAAGUCAAGUCAGUUUUAUUUCAAAGGCGAAGGAGAAUGGAUUAAUAAGAAAACUAAAGCAAUAAAAAACCUAAACAAUCAUGAAUUGUAUGUGGAUAAUACUAUUUAUUUCUUCUACAUUGCUGACUUUGUGCAGAGGAGGAGAAAUCAAAAAUGUUUUAUUAUUGCUGGCCGAUGAUGCCGGCUUUGAAAUGGGAGCUUAUUUGAACAAAUAUUGUCAGACGCCAAAUUUGGAUAAUUUGGCUCGUAAGGGUUUACUUUUCAAUAAUGCCUUUACUUCAGUCAGUAGCUGUUCCCCAAGUCGUGCUCAGAUUUUAACUGGACAGGCUAGUCAUGCCAAUGGCAUGUAUGGCUUGCAUCAAGGUGUACACAAUUUCAAUGUUAUACCGGGCGUAAAAUCUUUGCCAAAUGUUUUAAGGGAAAACGCUAAAGGAUCAGUAAUGAGCGGUAUUAUUGGCAAGAAACAUGUGGGUUCUAAUAGUGAUUUUAAAUUUGAUUUUGAAGAAACUGAGGAACAACACUCCAUCAAUCAAAUUGGUAGAAAUAUUACCAAUAUUAAAAAAUAUACGAGAGAAUUUCUGCAAAAGGCUAAAAACGAUAAAAAACCAUUCUUUUUAAUGGUGGCCUUCCAUGAUCCACACAGAUGUGGCCAUAUAACUCCACAAUAUGGAGAGUUUUGCGAAAGAUGGGGUUCGGGUGAAGAAGGUAUGGGUAGUAUACCCGAUUGGAAACCAAUCUACUAUGAUUGGCGUAAUUUACAAGUACCCGCAUAUUUGCCCGAUACUGAUGUUGUGCGUCAAGAACUAUCGGCUCAAUAUAUGACCAUGUCACGUUUGGAUCAGGGUGUUGGUUUGGUACUAAAAGAAUUACAAAAUCUUGGUUAUGAUGAAAAUACUCUAGUUAUUUUCACCUCGGAUAAUGGGCCACCAUUUCCGUUAGGACGCACAAAUCUCUAUGAACAUGGCAUAAGAUCACCAUUUAUUUUGGCCUCACCCAAUACCGAAGAUAGGCAUUUGCAAACUACAGCAGCCAUGACCAGUUUGUUAGACAUAUAUCCCACUGUUUUAGAUGCCUUGGGAGUAAAUCAAGAUAAUUCAACACAACAGCCCUAUAUAAAAUCUCUAUUGCCACUUUUGAAGAAAGAACCACAACCAUUGGAAGAUGAUGCUGUCUAUGGUUCUCAUAACUAUCAUGAAAUUACUAUGAACUACCCCAUGCGUAUGAUACGCACUAGACGUUUUAAACUUAUACACAAUCUUAAUUACUGGUCCUACUUUCCCAUUGAUCAAGAUUUUUACACUUCCCCCACAUUCCAACAGAUAUUAAAUGCUACAAUAAAUCAUCAACCCUUGGCCUGGUAUAAAAAUUUACUUUCGUAUUAUCAACGUCCGGAAUGGGAAUUGUAUGAUAUUAAAAGUGAUUCAUUGGAACGUUUCAAUUUGGUGGAUAAGCCAAAAUAUAAAACAACGUUAAAAGAGUUAAAAAAACGCCUGUUGAAAUGGCAAGAUGAUACCAACGAUCCAUGGCGCUGUGCACCUCAUGCUGUACUGCAGGCUCAGGGCGUUUUUAAAAAGAGUCCAGUAUGUUUGUCAUUGGCUCACGAAGCUCUGAAGAAGCCGUUAACACAUUACGAAAAAUAUGUGUUACUUUAAGUUUAGAAUAAAAUUUUAUUUAGAUUGUAGUAAACAUUUAUUUUAAUAAACAUACAUACUUAUUUAAUAUAGUCGUUGUACCGACAAAAAGUGUCAUGUAAAAUUUUUCAGAAUUUUCUAUUAUCUGAUCUUAUAUUUGCGAAACUAUUCCAUUGAUUUUGUUGCUCUUGAAAAGUUGUUAAAAACUAAAAACUUCUUGUUGGCACAACGACGAUAUGUAUUUGUAUUGGAACAUUUAAAUUAAACAUUUAUUUUAUAUUAAUUUACUAAAUAAAUCUGCGAAAUUUUUCCACA